Messenger RNA from Panicum virgatum (switchgrass), 947 nucleotides. RefSeq names its product protein RGF1 INDUCIBLE TRANSCRIPTION FACTOR 1-like. The record is from RefSeq and is a predicted model, not a curated record. Lineage: Eukaryota; Viridiplantae; Streptophyta; Magnoliopsida; Poales; Poaceae. The transcript is spliced from 3 exons. Bases 1 to 636 code for a protein of 211 amino acids.
AUGAAAAGAGAGAUGGUGCCUCCAUGGCUAGAGCUACUACUUGCAACACAAUUCUUUACCACUUGUCCAAGCCAUCUUCUUGCCAGUCGUAAUGAAUGUAACCUAUUUUGCAUCCAGUGUGAGGCACCACCAGCUGCUUUCUGCUACUAUUGCCGUUCAAGUGAUCACUCCACCCAUCGUGUAAUCCAGAUAAGGCGAUCAUCCUACCAUGAUGUUGUGAGAGUUUCAGAGAUUGAGGACAUUCUCGAUAUUAGUGAUGUGCAAACAUACAUAAUCAAUAGUGCAAGGGUUGUGUUCUUGAAUGAGCGUCCGCAACAACGUAACUAUGGUGUCUCUAAGACAACUUCAUCAUCAACACAUAACUGUGAGAUAUGUGGCCGUGCUCUACUUGAUGCAUUCCGCUUCUGCUCUCUUGGCUGCAAUGUCAGAGGCAUACAAAAUGACAUGAAUGUGGCAGCUACGGUUGAAAGCGGUCCUCAGUGUUGCGGAGAGGCUGAUGUACGUAAGAGUGAUGAUGGUUCAGGUACUACUAGUGACAAAGAUAGCUGCAAUGAGAACAAUGAAGAAGAAUCACCACCAAAAAAGAUUGCUCGUCACCGACGCAAGGGAAUUCCCCAACGUGCUCCAUUCUUCUAAUGCAAGCUCAUGACUGUAUCCAUUAUAUUUUAAGGCAAUGAGAGAAGAUUUGUCAUGAUGGUUGGAAUGAAUGAAGGAAUGCAUAAAUAAAAUAAAGGACCCAUUCUAUUUAGGGUAGUUUUCUCUGUUUUGCAAUCCUUUCAAAAUUAUAUUACUGUUAGAUGGUUUAUUCUACCCUAUUUCUACAAAAGGUAAUAGAUGAGCUAGGUGGAUCCACAUGGUGAGCGUUGAAUACAUAGGUCCCUAUUUCUCUUAGUGCCACUCAUGAUCAAGGCACUAGAGCAGUUUGAAGAUCAAAUGGGGGUGGGGCA